AUGAAUUUCGCAGUUUUAUUUGCAUGUUUAAUUGUCGGAUUGUUUGCUGCCGAAUGUCCAAAAUUUACAACACAAAACCCGUUUGAUGCUGCACAGUAUGGAGGUUUUUGGUAUGAAUUUGAAAGAUCUAAUAUCAUAUUUGAAAUUGGUUCGAAAUGCGAAAAUGCAACCUAUAAUCUAAAUCCAAAUGGAACAGUUGGACUUUUGAAUCAGGCAAUUAAUAUCUGGAAUCAGUAUGUCUCAUACACUGGUAUAGCUACUGUUAAAGAUCCAAAAGAACCGGCAGCAUUUAUAGUGGAAUUUACGACAGGUGACUAUAAUGUAAUAACAACAAAUUAUAAAGAUUAUAGUUUAGUUUAUGCAUGUGAAGAAGUUUUUGGAAUUAAAGCUGAUUUUAUUUGGAUUUUAUCACGUAAAAAAACAUUACCAGAUUCGAUUGUAAAUGAAUUAAAAACAAUAUUAAAAAAUUUUGGAAUUGAUAUCAGUUCGUUACGACCAACUGUUCAAGACUGUUAA
This is a messenger RNA of Didymodactylos carnosus, 516 nucleotides long. The record is from the annotation of a GenBank genome assembly. Lineage: Eukaryota; Metazoa; Rotifera; Eurotatoria; Philodinida; Philodinidae.